Molecule: messenger RNA, 2861 nt
Organism: Triticum dicoccoides
Lineage: Eukaryota; Viridiplantae; Streptophyta; Magnoliopsida; Poales; Poaceae
Product: protein STRUBBELIG-RECEPTOR FAMILY 6-like
Exons: 16
Coding region: 387-2552 (721 amino acids)
Biological process (GO): protein phosphorylation
Molecular function (GO): protein binding; ATP binding; protein kinase activity
Source: RefSeq, a predicted model, not a curated record
UGGCUGCCCAAAAUGCCCCCGGUGACCUCAUGAGACCCGGGGAGUGAACGGGGUUCUCGUCCCGUCUCCGCCCGUCCAUCCGCCCCACUCUCACCUCACCUCACCUGGUCCGGUGCUAGCUGCUGCCGUGCUGCUUUCCGCUGCCGCUCGGUUCAAGAACACGGGCGCACGGAGGGUUGAAAAAGGGGGAGGCACCCACGGCAUAAACCAAACCAAAUCAAUCAGUCAGCCGGACUUGCUUGGAGAUUGGAGGAGCCAAAAAGAAAGAGCGGAGCUUUUUCUCGGUCAGCAUCCAAGGCGCUUCCCCAUCCCCUCUGCAUUUUCCUUUCGGGGAGACGGAGGAGGGAGAGCGCGGUGACCGGGAGAGCAUUGGGCGCGGGCGGGAGAUGGGGACGAGGAGGAGGGGCGGCGGAAUGCCGGGCGCGGCGCCGCUGCUGCUCCUGGCCUGCUGCUGCUUCUGCGUCUGGCCGCACAACCAAAUCUUGGUCGCCGCCACCACCGACGCCACUGACCUUACUGCCCUCAACACGCUCUUCACUAGCUUGAAUUCUCCGGGGCAGCUCAAAGGCUGGCAAGUGAAUGGCGGUGACCCCUGCGGCGAAUCAUGGCAGGGCAUCACUUGCUCAGGAUCGUCGGUUACAGCAAUCAAACUGCCAAGCUUGGGGCUGUCUGGGAAUUUGGGCUACAAUAUGAAUACCAUGAGUUCGUUGGUCGAGAUUGAUAUGAGCCAAAACAGCCUUGGUGGUGGACAAGCGAUACAGUACAAUCUCCCCACAGCUAAGCUUGAAAGGCUCAAUCUCGCAGGAAACCAGUUUGGUGGACAGAUACCUUACUCGAUCUUCUCGAUGAAUAAUCUUAAGUAUUUAAAUCUUAACCAUAACCAGUUACAAGGAAAAAUGACCGACGUAUUUUCCAACCUUGGUAGCUUGACAACAGUGGAUCUCUCCUUUAAUUCUCUUACUGGUGACCUACCAGAAGGUUUAAGUUCACUGUCAAGUGUUAAGACUCUAUAUUUGCAGAACAAUCAGUUGACCGGUUCUAUCAAUGUCCUAGCUGAUCUUCCCCUUUCUGAUCUGAAUGUUGCAAAUAAUCGCUUCACUGGUUGGAUUCCUAGUCAGCUUAAGAAGAUAAAUAGUCUACAGACUGAUGGUAAUUCUUGGACUUCGGGACCAGCUCCACCGCCACCGCCAUUUACAGCUCCACCUUCAAACCGUCGGAAGAGCCCAGCUAAAAAAGACAGUGGUUCAUCAUCUUCUGAUGGAAAGUCUGGAAUAAGUGGCGGAGCUGUAGCGGGCAUUGUCAUAUCUUUGCUGGUCGUUGGAGCAAUUAUUGCAUUUUUUGUGAUAAAAAGGAAGCGCAAAUCUAAAAGGGAAGAGCACUUUGAACAGCACCAGCCAUUCACUUCAUUCCCUUCAAACGAAGUUAAAGACAUGAAGCCUUAUGAAGAGUCAACCACAAUAGAUGUGGACUCGUUGGCUUCCCCUGCUUCAGUUGGUCUGAAGCCACCUGCCAAGAUUGAACGCAACAAGUCAUUCGAUGAUGAUGAUGACUUCUCAAGCAAACCUGUCGCAAGGAAAAACAAUACAAAACCUAUAAAGGCAGUUGUUUAUUCAGUUGCAGAUCUACAAAUAGCAACAGAUAGCUUCAGCAUGGACAACCUUGUUGGAGAGGGUACUUUUGGACGUGUCUACAGGUCACAGUUCAACGAUGGAAAGGUUUUGGCCGUGAAGAAACUAGAUUGUACUGUAAUACCAUUCCAAUCAUCUGAAGACUUUGUUGAACUGGUCUCAAACAUUUCGAUUCUGCACCAUCCGAAUCUCAAUGAGCUUGUGGGCUAUUGCAUGGAACAUGGACAACACUUGCUUGUGUACGAUUUCCACAGGAACGGAUCACUUCAUGAUCUACUUCAUCUUUCAGAUGAAUACAGCAAGCCACUUAGCUGGAACUCCCGCAUUAAGAUCGCACUAGGCUCUGCCCGAGCACUGGAGUAUCUUCAUGAAGUAUGUUCUCCGUCUGUCGUCCAUAAGAAUUUCAAGUCAUCCAACAUUCUGCUCGACUCAGAAUACAACCCACACGUUUCAGAUGCUGGAGUUGCAAGCUUUAUUCCUGAUGCUGAGUUCCAGACUGCGGAACAGAGUGCCGGGUGCACUGCCCCAGAGGUGGACAUGACUGGCCAGUACACUAUGAAGAGCGAUGUCUACAGCUUUGGGGUUGUCAUGCUAGAGCUUUUGACGGGACGCAAACCAUUUGACAGCUCCAAGCCUAGGUCAGAGCAGUCACUCGUGCGGUGGGCGUCUCCCCAGCUCCACGACAUCGAUGCCCUGGACAGGAUGGUGGAUCCUGCGCUCAAGGGUCUGUACCCUGCCAAGUCCCUGUCCCGAUUCGCCGACGUGCUCGCCUUGUGUGUCCAGGCUGAGCCGGAAUUCAGGCCACCAAUGUCUGAGGUGGUGCAGGCGCUUGUCCGGCUGGUGCAGAGGGCCAACAUGACGAAGAAGAUGCUCGACGGCGACGCUUCCCGGCGAGGCGAUGACCAGGACCAGGAUUUCAUAUGACGCGAGCACAACCCUUCUAAUAUAUCACCCCCUGAUAUCGCAUCCGAGAUUAUAUUUGUUUAUUUCUUCUAGCGCCUAGCCUGGCCGAGAGAAGAGUGGAGGAACAGAGCAGAAUUGGUGUCCGGUUCUGUCAGUACAUAUCACACAGGUUUCGCUUGAUUUAUUAUACCUAAGUGUUAGUGUUUGGCUGUGUCAUGUCCACAAAUCAGCAUCUUGGUGUCAUCCUCUUAGGACUUAUCUACAAGAUGCUCCAUAUAAACAUAUCCAUGGAAUCAGGUUUGGUGAUUUUCAGGAGAGAAAUCACUGUCA